This is a messenger RNA of Anopheles arabiensis, 995 nucleotides long. It is a transcript of the gene amx, whose product is annotated as TM2 domain-containing protein almondex. NCBI's taxonomy places the organism in Eukaryota, Metazoa, Arthropoda, Insecta, Diptera, Culicidae. The record is from RefSeq and is a predicted model, not a curated record. The transcript has 4 exons. The coding region runs from base 101 to 868 and encodes 255 amino acids.
CGAAGUAAACAAACCCGCUGUCAAACGAAAAGCCCGAAAGCUCGCAGCGCGCUGCAAAUUGCACCCAAAACGUAAACAGAUAAAUUUCUUGUCCGGAAAAAUGUUUCCCACCCUGCUGUAUGGCCGCUGUGUGCGCUUGAAUUGGAAAUCGGUUGUGUUUUUAAUGAUGUCGCUAAUCCUGUCACACAUUCGCAUCACCCAGUCGUCAGCCGUUAAUUCCAACAAUCCUGAGGUUACUCCCACCAAGCUCGAAAAAAUCAGCUCCGACACGGACCGAUCGGCUGUAACCAUCAACUCGAGUUCUAAAUCAUCCUCCGACACUAGCCACUGCCCAAACGAUACGCUCUGCACCGAUCUGCCCAACUCCUGCCUGCAGUGCACGUACAACCCGCAGUGUGUGUACGGGGCGGAGAUUAACGUGACCUGCGUGCCGAAAACGAACGUGCUGUGUCACGCGGACCGGCUGAAGACGGCGGCCCAGAACGAGAUCAGGCGCACGAUGGUGUGCCGGUACUGCUACCAGACGGAGCGCUGGGAGCACGGCUGCGAGCAGAAGGGUGGCUGCAACUCGAUCGACUCGCAGUACAAAACCAACUGCACCGUGCACCCGGAGCUGCUGUGCAUGGGCCAUCGCACCUUCAUGAAGAAGAUCCCGUGCAACUGGACGCAGGGCUACCGGUGGUCGACCACACUCAUCCUGAGCAUCACGAUCGGCGGGUUCGGGGCGGACCGGUUCUUCCUCGGCCACUGGCAGGAGGGCAUCGGGAAGCUGUUCAGCUUCGGCGGGUUGGGCGUGUGGACGCUGAUCGAUGUGCUGCUCAUCUCGCUGCACUAUCUCGGCCCGGCCGAUGGUUCACUGUACAUCUGAGCGAAUAGUAGUAGCAGCAGCACCAGAAGCAACCAGUAGAAGCAAUAAUUGUGAUAUAUCAGUGGCGUUAGUAUUAAACACAUAACCACGCGAAGGAAGGAUUAAAAUUUUACGAUUUUUUUAUUGA